This is a messenger RNA of Closterium sp. Naga37s-1, 1908 nucleotides long. The record is from the annotation of a GenBank genome assembly. NCBI's taxonomy places the organism in Eukaryota, Viridiplantae, Streptophyta, Zygnematophyceae, Desmidiales, Closteriaceae.
AUGGCUAGCCCUAAUGUUCUUACCUUUGAUGCUGAGGGGCGUGCGGUUGACUUUGACGUGUGGGUUGACGACCUACAGCUCUUUCUUCAGUGUGACUCCAAGGACGGAGUAUCCCUUUUCGAUCACACGUCUGGUGUCUCUCCUGCACCUGCUGCCACUGCUGACAGUACGGUUCGCUCGCAGUGGACCACUCGUGAGGCUGUUGCUCGCCUUGCUGUUCAUAGUCACCUGCCGUCUGCUGAGCGCGCGCACUUUGGCCAGUACAAGACUGCUAAGUCUUUGUAUGACGCUGUCGUAGCGCGCUACUCCUCCCCUGCCACUGCUGCCCUCAGCCGCCUCAUGCUGCCGUACCUGUUCCCUGACCUUGCCGCCUUUGCCACAGUCGCUGACCUCAUUACUCACCUCCGCACUAGUGACGCCCGCUACCGCGCUGCGCUUCCCACUGAGUUCUGUGCCAAGAACCCCCCCUCCAUGUACAUCACCCUCUACUACCUAGUCACCCGUCUCCCUGACUCCCUUUCUUCAGUCAGGGACCACUUUCUCUCCCUUUACCCCACCGAGCUCACCGUCGACCUGCUAGAGGAGCGCCUCACUGCAGCUGAGAAGAGUAUCGUUGCUGUAGGUGCUUCUCGCGGCGACCCUCGCGCCCCUUUCUUUGAGGGGUGUUCCCCUGUCCCCCUUCUCCCCUCUGUUGCUUCUGCUGCUGCUGUCGACCUCGUUGGCUUUGAGGAGGUCGGGGCUGCGUCUGCUCCUAGUGGGAGGCGCCGCAACAGCAAGGGCAAGGGGGGCAAGGGUGGUGGAGGGGACGGUGGGGGCGGCGGUGGAGGCGGUGGAGGAGGCGGAGGGGGUGGCGGUGGAGGUGGGGGUGGUGGCGGGAGUAGGGGCGUCGGUGGCGGCGGUGGGGGUGGUGGAGGCAGCGGCAGCGGCGGUGGAGGCAGCGGCAGCGGUGGUGGAGGUGGCGGCGGCGGUGGUGCUGGUCGAGGUGGAGCCGCGCAGCGUGGAGGCUUUGGUGGUACGAGUGAGUCUGCUGCUCCAGGUGCUGGUGAGUCUGCUCUCUUUGGUACUGCACCUACAAAGGCCUUCCACACUUUCACACUUGACCCCGGUGCUUCGCGCUCCUUCUUUCGCGACAGCACCACACUCACACCGCUCAGUCGGCCAGUCGCAGUCUCCCUGGCUGACCCCUCUGGGGGCCCGGUCCUUGCGCACUCCUCCACGGUUUUACCGUGUCCUGCGGCCCCGUCGGGCUUGCUGUCGGGACUCCACCUCCCCUCGUUGUCUACGAACUUGGUCAGUGGAGCUGACCUCCAGGACGUGUGGGUUGACCAGUUCACCCCUGGAGGUCAGCGGGUGACCCACUGCACUUGCUCUCGGACGGGCCGCCACCUGGCCACGUUCACCCGUCGGCCUGGGUCGAGUCUGUACACACUGACUACUGCGUCUCCUCCGGUCACUGCGUCUGGUCAGGUAGCCGCGUCUGGUCAGGUGUUUGCUGCCGCGUCCAGGUCUAGUCCGGCGUCUGCCCCCUGCUCGUGUCGUCCUCUGUCACACGAGACUCUCCUUUGGCACCACCGCCUUGGUCACCCCUCCCUGCCUCGUCUUCGAGGUAUGGCCUCCCGUACCCUUGUCUCUGGUCUCCCCCGGUCCCUCCCUCCCCUUCCUCCGGGGCCGGCCCCUACCUGUGUUCCUUGUGUUGAGGGCCGGCAACGCGCCGCUCCUCACUCUUCCGAGUUCCCUCCGACAGAGGCUCCCCUGCAUACUCUCCACAUGGACGUGUGGGGCCCAGCCCGCGUCCGUGGACAGGGUCACGAGCGUUACUUCCUGCUGGUCGUUGACGACUACUCGCGUUACACCACAGUCUUCCCCUUGCGCCGCAAGGGUGAGGUCACUGAGGUGUUGAUCGACUAG